Molecule: messenger RNA, 1854 nt
Organism: Oldenlandia corymbosa var. corymbosa
Lineage: Eukaryota; Viridiplantae; Streptophyta; Magnoliopsida; Gentianales; Rubiaceae
Source: the annotation of a GenBank genome assembly
UUUAAGAAUCCAAUUCCAUGUCCUCUUGUAUAAAAGGAUCAUUUUCUUCCUACCAAACUCUAUAUAGUUCCUAAGUUUAGAUCCUUGUAAUCAACACACAUCCUCCACGUCCAGUAGUUUAUCAAAACACAAAAGAGCAAAGAAUUUCAACCUUGGGGUCGAGAUUUUUUUCUAAGACAUUUGGUUGAUGAUGAGAAUGAGAGUUGGAGGGGAGAAAAGGUUUGCUUUGCUAUUAGCAGCAAGAGACUCAGAUUAUGUGAAGAAAGUAUAUGGUGGAUACUUCAAUGUGUUUGUUGAUGCAUUAGGAGAUGAAGGGGAGAGAUGGGAUUUGUUUCGUGUGGUUGAAGGUGAUUUUCCGGAUAUGGAUGAGCUACAAAAUUACCAAGCAUUUGUGGUGAGUGGAAGUCCUUAUGAUGCUUAUGGGAAUGAGCAUUGGAUUCUCAAGCUUUGUUAUCUCUUGCAAACCCUAUUUUCCAUGCAAAAGAAAGUUCUUGGCAUAUGCUUUGGCCACCAAGUUUUAUGUCGAGCACUAGGAGGAUCAGUUGCAAAAUCAAACAGUGGAUGGGAUAUUGGAGUAAGAGAAAUCACAAUAUUGAAGGAACUCUUGCCUCGCAACUCAUUUGAAUUGGAUGAAAUCCCAUCAUCCCUUUCUAUUAUUGAGUGCCACCAAGACGAGGUUUGGGAAGUUCCAGAUGGUGCACAAGUGAUUGCAUAUUCGGAUAAAACGGCUGUGGAGAUGUUCUCAUAUGGGAACACUGUGUUGGGGAUUCAAGGACAUCCUGAAUAUACAAAAGACAUUCUCAAUAAUCUGAUUGAUCGUCUGAUUUCCGCACACUCUGUAGAGGUAAAUAAUUAACCAAACCAAGAACUUUAAUUUCAGUUUAGGUUGUAGUUCAGAACCAUCUGUUAUUACUCAUUUUAUCUCAGAAUGAUUGUCUUAUUUGUUACCCUUUCUGUCUUAUAUUGAUUGUUUUGAAUUUUUAUUCUUAGUUUAUUUUGUUACCGAAAAUAAAAUUCAAACUGGGCAUAUUAUUUCGGGGUGGAAGGAGUAUAUUAUAUUUUUUUUAAUGACUGAGUUUUUGUUAAACGUAUAUUUUGUAUGGCAGAGGGGUUUUGCUGAACAAGUGAAGGCAAAAUUGUUGAUCACUGAUCCUGAUAGGAAGUAUUGGGAAAAGAUCUGCAAAAGCUUUCUUAAAGGCAUAUAAAUCCUCAAUUACACUAUCAAAUUUCUUUUCUUUUCUUUUUUAUGGAGAUUCGCUAAAAUUUUGUAUUAUAUAAUUCAAAUGAUCCCAAUAGUGAAGGCAACAUAUACUCCCCGUGUCAUUUUCAGAGAAUAAUCCACACACACACACACACACAUAUAUAUAUAUAUUUACUUGACACCAGCUUAAGAAAAUAGAAACUUCUCAAAAAUUAAGAAAUCAUAUUCUUUAUUUUGCAAGAUACAUUUCAUUAGAAAAGGAGAAUAUUAUUGUUAUAUGCAAUUUGAUUAGAUAAUGUCUAAGAAAAAGAGGAGCAAAUUACAUUGGACGAGAAAAUUAAAGGAACUUUAUAAUGGUCUCUCUCUCUCUCAAUCUAAUUAAUCAACAAGUGAAACCAAUAGAGUUUGUUUGACAAAUAGGUGCUACUGGCCAAGUUGUUUCUGUAAUUUGUUUGGAAGGUUUCCAUAUAACACUCACUCUCUCACUCUGUACCAAAAAAAAUACUAAUUCAAAUUGAGUUUCAAAAUUCGUAUUUUAAGCUAUAUAGUUCAAAUUUAUUUGUUUCUAUAUUUUCGCAAUACAUAUAUAAGAAAGAUUAAGAUAGAUAUGAAUCUUUCCUUUCAUACAACACGAGUUACUUCCAGCAAGAACG